Bemisia tabaci is the source of this 2666-nucleotide messenger RNA. RefSeq lists its product as uncharacterized. Gene Ontology annotation, molecular function: serine-type endopeptidase activity. Lineage: Eukaryota; Metazoa; Arthropoda; Insecta; Hemiptera; Aleyrodidae. Gene Ontology annotation, cellular component: peroxisome. The record is from RefSeq and is a predicted model, not a curated record. Gene Ontology annotation, biological process: protein processing; regulation of fatty acid beta-oxidation.
UAACAUCUUAUCACACAGGUGCCUCGUUUGUUUACAUUUUUAUCAAGUUAUAUGUCAGUGUGUACCCUAUUUUAUAGCAUUUUAGUUUUUAUUCAUUUAAAUGGUUUUACCAACAACAAUUUUCAGAGUAUGUAUUUGGUUUCUUAUUAUUUACUCAAAGUUAAUUAAUGCAAUGCAAAUGGUAGGUUCAAGAGCUCCCAACCCUUGAUGUAUUGGUAAAUGUGUUUUGGAACGGAAGGACAUUCAUCGCUGAUCGACGAUUUUAGAAAAUGAGAAUGCCGAGUCUUAAUCUGGCUACUCCCAAACCAGAUGGGGUUGUCGUUACGGCCAGAUUUCGCAGCCCUAAGUCCAUACAAUCCAAAGUUUGUGGACUCGUUUUUGGAGACUUCAUUAUUGCACCAGGGAUUUUGCUUGAGCCGUUUAUGUUACCUCGUCUUGUCGAACACAUUCAGCAACUGAAACAGGGUUACAAAGGUGGGGACACAUACAUUGAUCGAUCAACUAUUGAUGCGCUCCGACUGAAACUUCCAUCUUUCUCUGCAACGCUUGAAGAGGCAGAGACGAUGCCAUGUCAAAUUUUGCUGGUCUGGAGCUUUGGUGCCCUUCGGCAGACUUUUCACACGGAACUUGGUCGGUGGAGGUUUCUAUCGAAAGGUAGUGGGGAUAAACAUAAAGCACAUAUUCAAGACAGAUUGGAGCUUCUCUCAACAUUCCUGGUGCUACAACUUCAAGAUUCAGUCAAACCGAUACUUUCGGUUGGAGUGGACGGUGUACUGGUGGACCUCAUGUCAGCUGUAGGACAAUUCUGUGAGCUGCACCUUGAUCGUGGUCUGGACGUCUUUUCCAUCUCCACCCCUUUCUUCCUUCACCAGUUUCUCAAUUCUUGGGGCAAGGGUAUUGUCAGCAACGUCCUUGGCUCAGAACACUGCUUGUUGCUCAUUGACUUGGAUCUGCCCCCAGAAUCUGAAGGAGCCAUUCUCUUAUCAAAAGACAGUGUUGAUGGAAGAAAAAAUUUAAUCGGCAUGCUAAUUACAAACUCAUGCCAGUUCGAACAAGAACGAGUAGGAUUUUGUUUAGCAGUGAAUUUCAAAUCUUUAAUUCAAGACUUCCUACGGAAACAUAGACGCACUUACAUUUGGAAAUGCAUCAGUCAAGAUGAUGUAAAUAUUGUUGCUCAUAGAAAUCAAAUUAAAGACCUAAUUGAUGGAUGUUUAGAUGCCUGCGUAGCCCUUAUCACAACUCCAAGAAGCUGGGGCUCCGGUGUUGUUAUCAGUUUAAGUCCCCCUUACAUUCUCACAUGCAGUCAUGCAGUCAGUCAGGUGAAAGAAAUCUCGGUUACUAUUGGGACUUGUACAUCCAGAGCAGAAGUUGUGUAUAGCACUCCUGUGGGACAAAUUUAUGACUUGGCAAUUUUAAGUUUUAUCCCUGAUACGUCUGUUAAAAAAAUUUGCAUUUCCUCUGCAGCGCCAAAACUAUGCGAACCUGUCUACAUCGUCGGUUUCCCGUUGCUCAAAUCAGAGAAGCCCUCCGUCUCCCAUGGUAUCGUAUCACAUUUGACGAAGUCAGGUGGUCCGAUGUUGACAUCAUGUUGUCUACAUUCAGGUGGCAGUGGUGCCCCACUAGUGCGCUCAGAUGGCUCUCUUUUGGGCAUCAUGACUAGUUUUGUGUGCUCCUCUGAAACAUCCGCAAGAAAUUUUCCUCGACUGAGCAUAGCUGCCUCUGCGGACAUCUUUGGAGAAUAUUUGAAGACUUUUUUAGAAAAGAAAGAUAAAAAAAUCCUUUCUCGGCUGACUUCCAACAAUCCUGAAGUAAACAAGCUGUGGAAUCUAUCUUCAACGAAUUUCAUUAAAUGUAAUCUUUAGAUGUAUGAAUCAGUUUUCAUGUGAGGAAACUUGAUGAAAAAGCGGAAAAAAGAAACAAGAGCAAAAGGAAAAUGAAAAUAUUUAAUGUUUACUCAUUAAAUUCAUUGUUUGCAUCUAGACUGCACGAGGACAAUGGGCUCCUAGGUAAGGUAUGAACUAAAAGUUAAAACACAAUCCAUACACACCUUUCCAUAAUUUUUUGGGGUUUUUUACAAGAUAUUAAUGGAUUUUAAAAUUUUAGGACCUAUGUUGAAAGAAUAGGUAGCCUUUGGUUUAACUAUUAUCCUUAUUGUCUGUUGGGACCAGUUGGGACACCAUCUCAAACUUUCAAAUGAGUUUUCCUCGAAAUGCUAUACCUUUUACACAUGGCCUUUCUCUGGCACCAUCCUCAAUAGACCAGAUUUUGCAAUUAGGAACUACAAUUUCUGGCUCAUCUGUGAAAACACUUAUGUGCCUUGGGAAACUUAUGAUACGUACGUUGCUUCUUAACUGAGCCAGAAAUUUUAGUUACUAAUUGCGAAAUGUAGUCAAAUAAUUAAUUUGAUACUCCACGAAUUCAAGCAACUUUAUAAUGUACUUGAGUUGUUAUCUUCACUGAUUUUACAUGUGAAUGUUCUCUUUGAAGAAGAUUUAAUGGGAGAUGUGGAAAGCAAUCUCAGCCUAUUUAUUGUGAUAAUUUAUUUUUAAGAUUGUUCAACCCUCUUGUUUGAACAUUGUUAUGUGUUGAUUUGUUAAAAUGUUUACUCUUGACGCUGGACUUUGUUUCAUCUUUUACACAAAAUAAAUGUCUAUUUUAUACAUUGA